This is a messenger RNA of Triticum aestivum (bread wheat), 607 nucleotides long. RefSeq lists its product as uncharacterized. Bases 8 to 607 code for a protein of 199 amino acids. Lineage: Eukaryota; Viridiplantae; Streptophyta; Magnoliopsida; Poales; Poaceae. The record is from RefSeq and is a predicted model, not a curated record. The transcript has a single exon.
UAGGCUCAUGGCAAUGCGCAUGGCAGCGGGAAGAGCCUGUGGCGCUUGGAGCGCGCAGCGCAUGCUGGUCCCCGGCCAGCGCGUCGACUUCAUCCGGCUGUCCCCCGGCGUCGCCGCGGCGGCGACGGUACGGUUCGGCGCUCGUCGCGCCGUCGGGAGCAGAGUGAUCCUCUGCCUCGCCUCAGGAGGCGUUCGUCCGCGGGACGACGACGGCGAGUUCGAGCCGGCGGAUUCGCCGUUGGAUUCGGACGGGCGGAUGGUCGACGAGGGCAUGGACACGCUGUGGCGGCGCAUCCGCGAGGUGGAUGCGGCAUCAGCAGACGAGGAGGACAAGGAAGAACCAGAGGACGAGGGUGGCUUCGACGUCUUCGCGCCCCCGGCUGAGUGGACGGAGCUGGAGCGGCGGCAUUACGUGCUGUACGUUGCGGCCCUGCGCGAGGCACUCGGCGCCGUGUUCGCAUUGCUGGCGCGCGAGCGGCCGGCGCUCGGCGCGGCGGUCGUGGCGCUGGUGCUGCUCAGCGUGCCGGCCUCGGUGCUCCACGUCUCCGCGGAGCUGAUCCGGGCCGUGUACUCCAUCUUGGCCGCCGUGCGCAACGGUACAAUAUAG